Messenger RNA from Rotaria socialis, 564 nucleotides. NCBI's taxonomy places the organism in Eukaryota, Metazoa, Rotifera, Eurotatoria, Philodinida, Philodinidae. The record is from the annotation of a GenBank genome assembly.
AUGGAUGCUGUAGAGAAAAUUGUGGGAAGUGGCGUAGCUUUAUUUUGGCUUGAUAAACAUAUUGGUCUACCUGGUGUCUGUACUCAACUAAAACAAGAGUUCGAAUCGAACACAACUAACCUGUAUUCAUUUUCUACUGUUGAUCAAUGUCGUUCGUUUUUGCAGUCAGUUAAGAAUCGAAAGCUUUUUUGUAUUAUUCAAGGUUCACUGGCAAAAACUGUUGUUCCAGAUAUCGAUCGAUAUGAACAAUCAUUAUCACCUGUAGUUUAUAUUUUUUGUCUUGACGUGAGUGCUUACUCUGAAUGGGGUCAAAAUUAUGACUGUAUAUUACGCGGUGGAAUUUUUGAUCAUGAACAAGACGUUUUGACUCAUUUAACUCAUGAUUUAUCUGAAUAUGCUGCUUUGAAAGUUCAAGAAUACUCUUUCAAAAGAGCCGCUUGCGAUGAAUGGGCACAAAAUUUAGCUAGAAAUGCCAAACGACUUCGAACAGAACAAUGCACUUUAACGUUUCGUACCGAUCCAUUCAGUGACACAGACACAGACUGUGCAGAAGCACAAAAUUAA